Messenger RNA from Anopheles funestus (African malaria mosquito), 432 nucleotides. RefSeq lists its product as uncharacterized. The transcript is spliced from 2 exons. The record is from RefSeq and is a predicted model, not a curated record. Lineage: Eukaryota; Metazoa; Arthropoda; Insecta; Diptera; Culicidae. Bases 23 to 355 code for a protein of 110 amino acids.
AAGACCCAAUUGUACGCGGAACAUGGCUCAUCCCAGUUUACUCGUAGUGGUACUGACGAUCCUUGUCGUUUCGUUCAACGAAGCAGCAGGACGAAGUUUGAAUCGUUUGAGUCGUGACGCAGUGGCAGAUGGCAUCGAAGUAGAAGUGUCCUCUUCCGGUGAGCAAAAUCGAGCAGCAAUUCCGGUGAUCAGCGACAUUCAGCGUGUGGAGAAAAUAGCCGAUCUGUUGAUAUCGAUCGGUGAACGUGUCAUACCCGCACUGCUGGACGGUUUGGCCGAACAGGUUACGGCUUCAACGUCCGACCGAAGACUCCUACAUCACGUCGAUAAAAUGGCUCCGGCACAGACGUUAUAGCUUCACAAAUAAUAAAUGGGUUCUUUCUUUGAGGGUGUACAUAGCCAUUGUAGGAGAUAAUUAUGAACUAUCUGUUU